Mycotypha africana is the source of this 336-nucleotide messenger RNA. RefSeq lists its product as uncharacterized. The record is from RefSeq and is a predicted model, not a curated record. The annotation marks the transcript as partial. The transcript has 2 exons. NCBI's taxonomy places the organism in Eukaryota, Fungi, Mucoromycota, Mucoromycetes, Mucorales, Mycotyphaceae.
AUAGCGAAUGAACGAACUUAUUUGGCCUGGGUACGUACAAGUUUAUCCACCGUUUCUGUGGGAAUAGGUCUCACACAAUUAUUUCGCCUUGAAAAAUCAGCAACACCAGAUUCAGAUGAGCAACCGCUUCUGGUCACGGGUCAAAUGAUUGGGUUUCUCUUCAUCAUUAUCAGUAUGGUUUUCUUAAUUUUCGCUUUUCUACGAUUUUUUCAUGCACAAGUAGCCAUGAUGAAAGGAUUUUUCCCUGCGACCCGGUCUACAGUAAUGGCAGCGUCAUGCAUACUCUUCCUAACCAUGUUUGGUAUGCUUAUUAUAGUUGUUAAACAAUCAUGUUAG